Molecule: messenger RNA, 2417 nt
Organism: Ricinus communis (castor bean)
Lineage: Eukaryota; Viridiplantae; Streptophyta; Magnoliopsida; Malpighiales; Euphorbiaceae
Product: histone deacetylase 5
Exons: 14
Coding region: 201-2165 (654 amino acids)
Biological process (GO): chromatin organization
Cellular component (GO): histone deacetylase complex
Molecular function (GO): histone deacetylase activity
Source: RefSeq, a predicted model, not a curated record
GGCACAGCCAUUCCAUUGGUUCUGAGAAAGAAAAGUAUGUUCCCUCCAAACUCAUACAACGAAAAGUGAAAUAAAGAAACAGUAAAAAUAUAUAUGAAAAAUAGAAAUAAAAUAUAAGAUCGUAAUAAUUUCUCAUUUCAUCCCCUUACGUUUCUCUGUCUCUCUCUGGCUCGACUGCUACUAUAGCGAGUGGAGAGCAUAUGGAGAUGGAAUCCAGUGAGAGGAAGAGCAAUCAGCGGCGCGUGGGAUUAUUGUACGAUGAGAGGAUGCGAAAACAUCACACUCCUGAUGACGAUAAUCACCCCGAAAACCCCAAUCGCAUCUCUGCCAUUUGGAACAAACUCCUCGCCAACAGCAUUCCUCAAAGAUGUGUGGUUUUGAAUGCCAAAGAAGCCGAAGACAAAAAUCUACUAGCUGUUCACUCCAAGAAUCAUGUUAAUUUGAUUAGAAAUAUAAGCUCCAAACAAUAUGAAUCACAAAGAGAUAACAUUGCUUCCAAAUUCAAUUCCAUUUACUUUAAUCAAGGAUCAUCUGAAGCUGCUUACCUUGCUGCUGGUUCUGUCGUAGAGGUCGCUGAGAGGGUUGCUAAAGGGGAAUUAGAUUCUGCUGCUGCUAUUGUUAGACCUCCUGGACAUCAUGCUGAACAUGACAAAGCAAUGGGAUUUUGCCUAUUCAAUAAUGUCGCUGUUGCAGCAAGUUUUCUAUUAGAUGAAAAUCCAGAAUUGGGUAUUAAAAAGAUUCUGAUUGUUGACUGGGAUGUCCAUCAUGGUAAUGGUACUCAGAAGACAUUCUGGAAGGAUCCUCGUGUUUUGUUCUUCUCAGUUCAUAGGCAUGAGUUCGGGAGUUUUUACCCUGCUAAUGAUGAUGGAUUUUAUACUAUGAUUGGAGAAGGACCGGGUGCAGGAUAUAACAUAAAUGUUCCUUGGGAGAAUGGAAGAUGUGGAGAUGCAGAUUAUCUUGCUGUUUGGGAUCAUAUCUUAAUCCCAGUUGCUAAGGAAUUUAAUCCCGACAUGAUUAUAAUAUCUGCCGGAUUUGAUGCAGCUGUUGGUGAUCCUUUAGGCGGUUGUCGAAUCACACCAUAUGGAUAUUCAGUAAUGUUAAAAAAGUUGAUGGAUUUUGCCAAUGGUAAGAUUGUUUUGGCAUUGGAAGGAGGUUACAAUCUUGAAUCUAUUGCAAAUUCAUUUUUUGCUUGCAUGGAAGUUUUGCUCGAAAGCAAGCCUAUUGCUGGAUCUUCAGAGGCCUAUCCAUUUGAGUCUACUUGGCGUGUGAUACAAGCGGUUCGCAAGAAAUUAAGUGGUUACUGGGCUACACUUGCUGACGAAUUACCCUUGAAGUUAACCAGUCAAAAAGGCCCCCCAGCGCAUCUUUUGAUCUCAAGCUCUGAUUCUGAAGAUGAGGACGACAGAACCUUAAAUAAUGUAUCAUUAAAUAUGGUGGCAGUUGAGCUUGUUGAACCACUUUCAAAGCUAAAAGUUGAAGAAGGAUAUGAUCAACUGGCCACAAAAUCUAUUCCUUGGAGAUCAGAGCUGUCAAAGACAGAAAUAUGGUAUGCUACUUAUGGAUCAAAUAUGUGGAAAUCGAGGUUCCUUUGCUAUAUUCAAGGUGGUCAGGUGGAAGGUAUGAAGAAACCAUGCUCGGGUUCAAUGGAUAGAAAACCACCAAAAGAUAUUUUGUGGAGAAUUUUUCCCCACAGAUUAUUCUUUGGUCGUGAAUCUACACUUACAUGGGGUCUUGGAGGGGUUGCUUUUGUUCAUCCUGCAAGUAGUGCUGAUGAGAAAACGUACUUCUGCAUGUACAGAAUUACAUUAGAGCAGUUCGUUGAUGUUUUGCUUCAGGAGAAUGUGCCAAAUUACAAUAUGAGUUCUCCUGUGUUUGACUCGGCUGCUCUUCAGUCUGUGAUAAACCAGGGGUCUAUGUCUUUGGAGGUUUUUAAGAGGGGUUGGUACCAUAAUGUAGUUUACUUGGGGCAGGAGCAAAAUAUUCCUAUUCUCACAAUGACCUGUCCGCCCUCAAAUGUUGAAAGCUUUAAAUCAGGAGAGCUUCCCUUGUGUGCUCCAUCCAAAGAAUACGCCAACACCUUGAUAAAAGGCCUGGUGGAAGGGGGAAAACUCUCUGAAGAGCAAGCCAUUGAUUACAUAAAGGAAGCUUCUAUUAAACCAUUGUGAUAGAAACUAUCUAGCUUUCUCAUGUGUAAAUGUUCCGUAAUGGUAGCUUUGAUUGGUAGACAAAAUGCAAUUCGUGCUCAUCAGAGAGUCUAAAGCACGGAGGAAGCUGUGAUUGCAGUCUAAUUAGGAAGUGCGAAUGGUGCAACAACGGCUAGUUGUAAAUCACAUUGAGAUUAUGCUAUGAAUUAUCUGUAUAGCUAAUUCUGGGAUGUAUUCUAGAUGAUAGUUGCGAGUUUGCUUCUGUUUUCUUCA